This is a messenger RNA of Spizellomyces punctatus DAOM BR117, 2592 nucleotides long. Its product is annotated as RNA-dependent ATPase RRP3. The coding region runs from base 76 to 1425 and encodes 449 amino acids. The transcript has 6 exons. NCBI's taxonomy places the organism in Eukaryota, Fungi, Chytridiomycota, Chytridiomycetes, Spizellomycetales, Spizellomycetaceae. Gene Ontology annotation, molecular function: nucleic acid binding; RNA helicase activity; ATP binding. The record is from RefSeq and is a predicted model, not a curated record.
CUCCGACCUUUUUCGCUUUCUGGGUUUUUUGUUAGUUUUGACGAUUAUCAGCGUUGCUCGUAGUUUGCAAGAGCCAUGACUGCGGAAGACUCGGAGCCUGUGACGUUCGAGAGCUUGGGUCUCAUACCACAAUUAUGUGAAGCCUGUGAAAAAAUUGGGUUCACGAAACCUACAGAGAUUCAACAGGCAGCUAUUCCUGAUGCGCUUGAAGGUAGAGACAUUAUUGGCCUUGCCCAAACGGGGUCAGGUAAAACAGCAGCCUUUGCACUCCCUAUUCUUCAACGCCUAUUUCAAAACCCGCAACCCCUCUACGCCUGCGUCAUGGCACCAACCCGAGAACUCGCAUUUCAAAUCUCGGAGCAGUUUGAAGCCCUCGGUUCGACUAUUGGUGUUCGAUGUGCCGUUAUUGUUGGUGGAAUGGAUAUGAUGGCGCAAUCCAUUGCAUUAUCCAAAAAGCCACAUGUGGUUAUUUGCACACCCGGGCGAUUGGUAGAUCACUUGGAAAACACGAAAGGAUUUAAUUUGAAGCAAUUAAAGUAUUUGGUUAUGGAUGAGGCAGAUCGGUUGCUGGAUUUGGAUUUUGGAGCAGAGAUUGAAAAAGUGUUGAAGAUUAUACCGCGGGAGCGGAAUACGUUCCUGUUUUCUGCUACGAUGACGAGUAAGGUUGAAAAACUUCAGCGGGCAUCACUUGUGAAACCCGUAAAAGUUGAGGUUGCAACAAAGUACUCGACCGUAUCGACCCUCCUUCAAUACUAUCUCUUUUUUCCAUUCAAACACAAAGAAACCUACCUCACCUACCUCCUCAACGAACUCGCCGGUCAAACCUGUAUCGUCUUUACACUCACAUGCGCAAACGCCCAAAAACUUGCUCUCAUGCUCCGAAAUCUCGGGUUCCAAGCCGUCUCCUUACACGGCCAAUUAUCCCAACCCAAACGAUUAGGCGCCUUGAACAAGUUUAAAAGCGGUGGAAGAAACAUUUUGAUUGCGACGGAUGUGGCGAGUCGGGGGUUGGAUAUUCCGGGUGUGGAUGUUGUCAUCAACUAUGAUGUACCGCAGAGUAGCAAGGACUAUAUUCAUCGGGUGGGACGAACUGCUCGGGCUGGGAGGAGCGGAAAGUCGAUUACGUUGGUCACGCAGUACGAUAUCGAAUGGUAUCAGCGCAUCGAACAUGCCAUUGACAAGAAACUCGACGAGUAUCCUCUGGGCAAAGACAAGUCUGCUGUGCUCAUGCUACAGGAACGUGUCGGAGAGGCGGUCCGGUUUGCGCAUAUGCAGCUCAAAGAGGAACAUGCCAAUGCCAAAGCAGGGAAACGGAAGCGGAUGGGGGCGCUGGAAGGAGGAGAUGAUAAAGAUGAUGAGGAGACUGCUGCCACGAGGUUGGUCAAAAAGAAGACCAAAGGGAAGGCCUCGAAUAAGGGGCGAUGAUAGUGGGAAUUGUACCUUUUUUUUUACCUAGAUAUUCCGGAAAUGUUUUGCCAUGUAUAUUCUUUUUGUAUUUUAUUGUUGAAGCAAGCGUUUUAUGGCAUUCCGACUCUCUGAAUGUAUAAUGAUAAAGAUAUGACGGUAGAAUCGGGGUGUUUACAGGAUCUUGUUGUUUUUCUUUCUUUUUAUUGCACUUUUUUUUUCUUGAUAAGUCACAGACAGGAUCUUUCUAGGGUGUAAUAAACUACAUACAUACAAGCUGACACUGCAAACGAAAAAAGGGGGGCCACAGUUCUCUUCUAAGCACACUGAAUGAAUUGUCCUAUUUGUUUGCACGUUGUGCCUGGAGCGCAAUCGAAUUCCGCACUCUCACGGUUGGGGUCCUCGGGGUAGCAGAUCAGAAAGCCGUCGCCAUUGCAGGCCAUCAACUUGUUUCCAUCGCAGCCAGCAACGGGACGAGGAGCCGGUGCAGGUGCAGGUGCGGGCGCAGGUGCCGGAGCAGGUGCAGGUGCCUCAGUGGCAACAGGAUCCGCGACAGGAUCUCCCACGGGCAGACGGCCGAUACCACCGCCCUCGGGAACGGCGACGCCACCAUUUGUCAAGGACACAUCGAUACAGUUUUCAUACUUUUCUGGGUUUGUCUUUGAAAUGUGUGUUCCUUCCCACGACCAUCGGAGGACGCAGUCCUUGCAUUUAAUCUUGUCAGCGUUUUGCACGUUAAAGGUCCAGUAGUGAAGACACAUGUCGUUUGUCACCAAGCCGGCAGGAAUGGCACCAGGGCAUUGUUUUGUUGCAGGCGCGCCCUUGUCCGUGUCAAAUUGGGAAAGGCCAGGACGAGCACAUCCAUUGUCGCCGUUGGCUUGAGUGAUGGUGACCUUGUCGUUGGGAUUCUUUGCAUCAAAGAUUUCAACCGUGCAAGGACCAACGUGCUGAGCUCCCAGACUGAAUGCCUGAGUAAGCGUAAGAGGUUGGCCAUUCUUUAGAGAAAGAGGGACAGCUUUCCCACGAGGAGCACCACGGCAAAGCCCGCCUUGCGUAGGGCUCCUCAGAGAGUCAAUCUGCUUGUCAAUCAAGUCAUAGUUUCGGACUUGACCGCGGUCCUUUGAAGUGAGCUUGCCGAUACCCGCCACGAAACCGUGAGCAGAGACGGACGACACCAGUGUCGAGGCC